AUGUCUUCUGAAAAUACUCCACCACCUUCAAAUACCUCAAUUACCACUUUAUCUUCGGCGUUUAACACCACAACUUCUGCAAUUAGCAAUACGACUUCUGCUCUUACCUCCACUUUGUCUUCCUUAACUUCUAGUGUACUACCCUUGGCUUCAGCUCAACAGCAAACCCCUCGUCAAACGUCGACAACUCAGCAACCUGAGACUAUGAGAAAUCAACUUUCUCCUUCUCUAAUUGAUGGUGUUAAUCCUAAACAAAAGAAUGUGAAUAAUGUGACAGCAGAAAUGUUUAACAAAGUUGCUGAAUAUUUAAAGGGAGAAAUGUUAGCGACGAAUGAAGAUUAUAAACUUUUAGAAAACAUGAAUAAUGUCACGCGGGAUCGAUAUAAAGAAAUGUCCGGGAUGGCACAAAAUUUGGUCGUGGAAAUGGCCAAACUUCAAAGGAUUUACAUUGAUAUCGAACCAUAUAUCCAGCAAAUCGAUGAAGUAUGUGAGCAAAUUGAUUUUUUGGAGAAAGUGACGAGCGAGUUGGAUGAUUACUCUAAGGAAUUGGAUGGACACGUUGAACAAAAAGUCUGCCACAUUCCUUCCGGUAAAGAAUUUUUUUCGUUUUUCAGAUCUCUUAGGAAUAUUAAAAUGCACAGACAAAAGCAGCAGUCAAUGUCAGAGAUUAAACUCCGUCGGCUAGCGGAGCUUAAUCAGCGACUUCGUGAGGAUUUAGAUCGCCCACGAGUGAGAGUUAGCGAAGCUAGCAAUAGUUUAAUCACAUACUGUAAGAACACUCGAGAUUUCCUGGUACCAUCCGUUUGGGGACCAGUUGAUAAGCGUGACGAUCCUUACGUGAUGUCUGGUGGUAGCUGCCAUUGUAAUAUUAUGUAA
Messenger RNA from Acaulospora morrowiae, 876 nucleotides. NCBI's taxonomy places the organism in Eukaryota, Fungi, Glomeromycota, Glomeromycetes, Diversisporales, Acaulosporaceae. The record is from the annotation of a GenBank genome assembly.